Messenger RNA from Bipolaris oryzae ATCC 44560, 990 nucleotides. RefSeq lists its product as uncharacterized. The transcript has a single exon. NCBI's taxonomy places the organism in Eukaryota, Fungi, Ascomycota, Dothideomycetes, Pleosporales, Pleosporaceae. The coding region runs from base 1 to 990 and encodes 329 amino acids. The record is from RefSeq and is a predicted model, not a curated record.
AUGGGUCCUCUAAAGCUCUCACGUCCACCUCCGCUUACGACUGCACCCGAAACAUCGACAAUCACCAAUGGCGCGAAGAAACCAUUUCGAUUUUUGGAUCUCCCAAAGGAUAUACGCCUCAUGAUAUACGAGGAGCUGGGCAUGAAAACGUAUCGAGACAAGUUUCCUCUAUGGUAUGACCAACAUCAUGUGACGCUCGUCAAUACAGUCACCCCAGGUCUCUCGAUUCUCGCAACCAGCCGUCAGGUCAGAUCAGAAGCAUCUGCAGUCAUUCUACCACGUCUGGGAUUGAUAUUGCGCUCGCCGCCAGUCGUUGUCGUCCGAGCUGAGCACCUCAUCAGCCUAGUCGAACUACGUGACUGCUUCCGUACUUUCCCCGGUACCAAGUUCAUGGAGAAACUCAUGUUCUGCCUGCAUGAUCCGAGAGCAUUACCCAGAAUGAUACGUUAUCGAAGCGGAAAACUUUCGGCGAGGCAAUUGCGGAGAAGACUUCACUUGAUAUCGCUCAUCGCAGUGGACGACGAAGCAAGUCUGAAAGCGUUUGUGCGAUUCGCUCUCCGCGCCAUGAAAUAUAUAGAGAGAAACACCGCCGAGACCCGUUCUCUAUACCCGCCACUUACGCUCGUGGUCGAACUUCCAGAUACCUUUCAAGGAACUCCCGUCACAACUUCAACCUCCUUGGUGAAAUGUCUCUCGUAUAAACUCUUUUCCCCGUUGAUUCCCACUCCGCCGCGACUGGUGACAAAUCACGCGGGCAUCUUGUGGCUGCUUCGCCGUUUCGCUGCCCACAUCUCCAAGGCGUGCGAGCUGUGGCGCAUAGUUUCGCUUAUUGUGAAAAUGAGACUGCUAGAAGAAGGAUAUACCGGGUUGCGACUCAGUGGACGCAGCGUUCAAAAAGCGAUUUUUCGUGGUUUGGAAGAAGCGAGGAGUAACAUACCGGGUAUAGUACGUUAUGGGGGACGGGCUUCGAGGGUGACGGACGAGAUAUAA